Molecule: messenger RNA, 784 nt
Organism: Misgurnus anguillicaudatus (oriental weatherfish)
Lineage: Eukaryota; Metazoa; Chordata; Actinopteri; Cypriniformes; Cobitidae
Source: the annotation of a RefSeq genome assembly
AUGGCCCACCAAGCACAUGCGUAUCAUAUGGUUGAUCCAAGCCCAUGACCACUAACCGGCGCAAUCGGAGCCCUAUUAAUGACCUCCGGCCUUGCAAUCUGAUUCCACUUCCAUUCUACUACACUAAUAACCCUCGGAUUAAUUCUUCUUCUCCUCACCAUGUAUCAAUGAUGACGAGAUAUUAUUCGAGAGGGGACCUUCCAAGGCCACCACACCCCACCAGUCCAAAAAGGCCUACGCUAUGGUAUAAUUCUUUUCAUUACAUCAGAAGUAUUCUUCUUCUUGGGCUUUUUCUGAGCCUUCUAUCACUCAAGUCUAGCACCUACCCCAGAACUAGGAGGGUGCUGACCACCCACAGGAAUCACACCCCUAGACCCCUUUGAAGUCCCCCUACUCAACACAGCCGUCCUUCUAGCAUCCGGAGUAACAGUCACAUGAGCACACCACAGCCUCAUGGAGGGAGAACGUAAACAGGCUAUUCAGUCUUUAGCACUAACCAUUCUUCUAGGCCUUUACUUUACAGCCCUACAAGCAAUAGAAUAUUAUGAAGCCCCCUUUACCAUCGCAGACGGUGUGUACGGAUCCACAUUCUUCGUAGCUACAGGCUUUCAUGGACUUCAUGUAAUUAUUGGGUCCUCCUUUCUAGCCGUUUGUUUUCUACGCCAAAUCCAAUACCACUUUACAUCUGAACAUCACUUCGGCUUUGAAGCCGCUGCCUGAUACUGACACUUUGUCGACGUAGUAUGACUAUUCCUUUACGUAUCAAUCUACUGAUGAGGCUCAU